AUGCCAGCGCUCCUCACAAGUAACAGUGGCAGGCGGCGACGCACCUCGUCCGUCUCGGACGUUGCCUCGGUCUUGCUCAGCCCUAUCCACAAGGUCCUCCAGUUGACCAAAGAGGUGACAAGCGAGCAAGACGACGCGCCGCUGUUGGGAGAAUCGAGCGCCGCCGCACUGCUGCGCCAUCACAACGCCCAGGCCGACGCAGAGCUGCACAACUUGAACCGUAACCGCGUCGAGCUGCGUAUUGGCGGCAUGACCUGCGGCGCGUGCGUCGCUGCCAUCGAGGGCCAGAUUGGAAACAUGGACGGUAUCCUCUCUGUCCAGGUCUCGCUGCUGGCCGAGCGUGCGGUCGUCGAGUACGACGCCGAGUACGUCGACGGCAAGGGCGAGCCGUGGUCGGACGGCAAGGUCGCCUCUGAGAUUGAGGACGUCGGGUUUGACGCAGAGGUGGUGGCCAAGAGUGAGGUGGCAGCAGUGGAGCUCACAGUGUAUGGGCUCUCGGACGACAGCAUCGUACCCGACGUCAUCAAGGAGACUGCGUUGUUGGCCGGUGUGACAGACGUCUCCCUCGAUCCCCCCUACGACCAGCUCAGCUUCCUGCACACCUCGACCCUCACAUCGCUGCGUGCCGUGGUCGACCACCUGGCCGAACGUUUCCCUCAGCUGUCAUUCUUGCCAGCAUCCAACGCCAACGCUACCCAGCUUGCCAGCUUGCAAAAGCACCACGAGACGCGUAAAUGGCAGCGCACCUUUGUCCUGUCGGCCUUCUUCGCCAUACCCAAUUUCAUCAUUGGUAUGAUGCACAUGUACCUCCCCUUUAUGGGGUGGACACAGUGGAAGCUGUGGACCGGCAUCUAUCUCGGCCAGGUGGUCUGCCUGCUGCUCACCAUCCCUGUCCAGUGCUUCUUGGCCAAGGGAUUCUACAUCAACGCAUACAAGAGCCUCAAGCACGGUUCCGCCACCAUGGACGUUCUCGUCGUGCUGGGCACCAGUUCCGCGUUUGCAUACUCUGUCCUGGCAAUGUUCUUUGCCAUGUUCUCCUCGGACCCAGACUACAUGCCCCAGGUCUUCUUCGACACGUCGACCAUGCUCAUCAUGUUCGUGGCGCUCGGCCGAUACAUUGAAAACUUGGCAAAGGGCAAGACGUCGGCUGCCCUCACCGACUUGAUGUCGCUCACGCCGUCGUCGGCGACCAUCUACGUCGACCCCAAGCACAUCUCGGACGGCGCGCCCACGCGCAAGAUCCCCACCGAGCUCGUCCAGGUCGACGACAUUGUGCUUGUUGUCCCCGGAGAGAAGAUUGCCGCAGACGGUGUGGUUCUCUCGGGAUCCACUGCCGUCGACGAGUCCAUGGUCACUGGCGAGUCGUUGACCGUCACCAAGACGCCCGACUCGCACGUCGUUGGCGGCACCGUCAACGGCCUGGGUACCAUUACCUUCCGCGUCACCCGCGCCGGUGCGGACACCACCUUGAGCAACAUUGUCAAGCUCGUCGAGGAAGCGCAGACGUCCAAGGCCCCCAUUCAGCACUUUGCCGACCGCGUAGCCGGUAUCUUUGUCCCCGUUGUCAUCUCGCUGGCCUUGCUCACCUUCUUUGCGUGGAUGAGCAUCGCCAUGUUCAAACGCCACCUUCCCCCCGCAUUCUACGCACCGGGCGUGUCCAAGGUCGGCGUCUGCCUCAAGCUGUGUAUUUCCGUCGUGGUUGUCGCCUGCCCCUGCGCGCUGGGUCUCUCGACCCCGACAGCUGUCAUGGUCGGAACCGGUGUCGGCGCCCAGAACGGCAUCCUCAUCAAGGGCGGCCGCGCGCUCGAGGCGUGCAAGGGCGUCAAGCGCGUUGUCCUCGACAAGACGGGUACCGUCACCAUUGGCAAGAUGAUCGUUGCCGACCUGUGCUGGGCGUCCGCCCAGGUGCCCGUCACCGAAGCCGGCCUGAGCAGUUCCCAGGCUCUGAGCCUGACGACCGCCGCACCUCCACUCCAGCGCCACACUGUUCUCGCGCUCAUGUCCCUGUCCGAGUCGCGCUCCGAGCACCCGCUCGCCGUCGCCGUCGCGUCGUACGGCCGCGAAAUGAUCUCGGACGCCGGCCUGCCCGCGCCCUCUGGCGAAGUCGUCGCAUUCGAAGGGGUCCCUGGCCAAGGUAUCGAGGCGUUGGUCAAGCUGCACGGCCACGAGGAACGCGUCCGCGUCGGAAAGGCAGAGUACGUCCUGGCCGAAAAAGGCGGCGAGGGCAUUGCGAACCUGCCCCCUCGUCUGCAGCGGUUCAACGCCGAGCAAGGCGAAGCGGCAUGCACGGUCGUGUUUGUCGCCGUCGUGCGUAACGGCGAGUCCAUCCCCGUCCUCGCUCUCGGCCUCAACGACACCCCCAAGCCGACGUCCGCCCAGGCCGUCGCCGCCCUCCGCGGCAUGGGGAUCAAGGUCACCAUGCUCACCGGCGACAGCGAGGCGACGGCCAAGGCCGUGGCCCGCGCCGUGGGUAUCGACGAGGACGAGGUGUAUGCCGGCGUCUCGCCCAAGGGCAAGGCCGUGAUUGUGCGUGAACUGAGCCUCGAGGGCGGCGUCGCCAUGGUCGGCGACGGCAUCAACGACUCUCCGGCCCUCGUCGCUGCGUCCCUCGGCAUGGCCCUUGGGUCCGGCACGUCUGUCGCCAUCGAGGCCGCCGAGGUCGUCCUCAUGCGGUCCGACUUGCUCGACGUCGUCGCCGCCCUCGAUCUCGGCAGGUCCAUCUUCUCCAAGAUCAAGGCAAACCUCAUCUGGGCCACGUGCUACAACAUUCUCAUGAUCCCGCUCGCCAUGGGCGUGUUCCUCCCCUGGGGGGUCCACCUGCACCCCAUGAUGGCCGCGCUCGCCAUGGCCUUCAGCUCCGUCUCGGUCGUGUGCAGCAGUCUGACCCUCAAGUGGUGGCGCCGUCCCGCGACCGCCAUCGCCCCCGGGGAAUACUACGAGGCCGGCGGCCUGUCGCGCGGCUGGGCCGAGACGCGUGCCGGCAAGGACGCGGCGAUCGCCUCGGCCAAGGAGUUUGGCCACCGCGUCGUCGGCGCGGCGCAGCGCAUCCCCGCGCUGUCGUCGCUCAUUAACCGCUCGCCGCUGGCCAGGUUUGGCAGGCCGGCAAUCACCAUUUCGGCAGAAGACUACGAGGCCAUCCCGCUCACGGACGGCAUGAACGAUAGGUCCCCCGUGUAG
Molecule: messenger RNA, 3177 nt
Organism: Apiotrichum porosum
Lineage: Eukaryota; Fungi; Basidiomycota; Tremellomycetes; Trichosporonales; Trichosporonaceae
Exons: 3
Coding region: 1-3177 (1058 amino acids)
Biological process (GO): copper ion homeostasis; monoatomic cation transport
Cellular component (GO): membrane
Molecular function (GO): copper ion binding; ATP binding; ATP hydrolysis activity
Source: RefSeq, a predicted model, not a curated record